Alternaria arbusti is the source of this 486-nucleotide messenger RNA. RefSeq lists its product as uncharacterized. NCBI's taxonomy places the organism in Eukaryota, Fungi, Ascomycota, Dothideomycetes, Pleosporales, Pleosporaceae. The transcript has 2 exons. The record is from RefSeq and is a predicted model, not a curated record. The coding region runs from base 1 to 486 and encodes 161 amino acids.
AUGGCAUCAAGCUUAACCUUCAAAGCCGAAUCUCACAAGGCGCAAUGCGUCGAAAUAAUGGCAGAUGACAACUUCAACGGCAACUUCCCGGAAGACGCCUCGGAAGCAUGGGUCCCUAAGCAACCGAAUUUCAUACUGCAGCUUGCCACUCCACACUCAGACAAACGCAACGUGUGUCUCAUAGCGGCUCACUAUCCCCACCCCGACGACCCAGACCAAGAGGGCCGCACCGGGAUAUCCUAUGAUCUGCGCGCGCACAACAACCUCAAUAAGCUGAGGGAAUUGGCUAGCAACAAAGGUGUCUUUCAGGGAGUCGAGGACUGUGUGCACGACAACGGUGCAAGAGUUGUCAUGUGGUUCGCAAUACUCACAAGUGGCAAAGCUGAUGUCACCAACGAGGAUACGAUGAUUCCUCUAUCGGUUAUUUGGGCUUGGGAUAAGGCUGAUAAGAAGUAUGAGCCUACGUCCCUGGAACAAGCAGGUUAG